Haliotis rufescens (red abalone) is the source of this 1665-nucleotide messenger RNA. RefSeq lists its product as uncharacterized. The record is from RefSeq and is a predicted model, not a curated record. Bases 1 to 1665 code for a protein of 554 amino acids. Lineage: Eukaryota; Metazoa; Mollusca; Gastropoda; Lepetellida; Haliotidae. The transcript has a single exon.
AUGUCACACAACCUGUGUCUCACGUCACACAACCCGUGUCUCAUGUCACACAACCUGUGUCUCACUUCAUACAACCCGUGUCUCACGUCACAUAACCUGUGUCUCACGUCUCACAACCUGUGUCUCACGUCACACAACCUGUGGCUCACGUCACAUAACCUGUGUCUCACGUCUCACAACCUGUGUCUCACGUCACACAACCUGUGUCUCACGUCACAUAACCUGUGUCUCACGUCUCACAACCUGUGUCUCACGUCACAUAACCUGUGUCUCACGUCACAUAACUUGUGUCUCACGUCACACAACCUGUGUCUCACGUCACACAACCUGUGUCUCACGUCACAUAACCUGUGUCUCAAGUCUCACAACCCGUGUCUCACGUCUCACAACCUGUGUCUCACGUCACAUAACCUGUGUCUUACGUCUCACAACCUGUGUCUCACGUCACACAACCUGUGUCUGACGUCACAUAACCUGUGUGUCACGUCACACAACCUGUGUCUCACGUCACACAACCUGUGUCUCACGUCACACAACCUGUGUCUCACGUCACAUAACCUGUGUCUCACGUCUCACAACCUGUGUUUCACGUCACAUUACUUGUGUUUCACGUCACAUAACUUGUGUUCCACGUCAAAUAACCUGUGUCUCACGUCUCACAACCUGUGUCUCACGUCUCACAACCCGUGUCUCACGUCUCACAACCUGUGUCUCAUGUUUCACAACCCGUGUCUCACGCAUCACAACCUGUGUCUCACGUCACAUAACCUGUGUUUCACGUCACAUAACCUGUAUCUCACGUCUCACAACCUGUGUCUCACGUCUCACAACCCGUAUCUCACGUCACAUAACGUGUGUUUCACGUCACAUAACCUGUGUCUCACGUCUCACAACCCGUGUUUCACGUCACAUAACCUGUGUUUCACGUCACAUAACCUGUGUCUCACGUCACAUAACUUGUGUUUCACGUCACAUAACCUGUGUCUCACGUCACAUAACUUGUGUUUCACGUCACAUAACCUGUGUCUCACGUCUCACAACCCGUAUCUCACGUCACAUAACUUGUGUUUCACGUCACAUAACCUGUGUCUCACGUCUCACAACCCGUGUUUCACGUCACAUAACUUGUGUUUCACCUCACAUAACCUGUGUUUCACGUCACAUAACCUGUGUCUCACGUCACAUAACCUGUGUCUCACGUCACAUAACCUGUGUCUCACGUCACAUAACCUGUGUCUCACGUCUCACAACCUGUGUCUCACGUCACAUAACCUGUGUCUCACGUCACAUAACUUGUGUCUCACGUCACACAACCUGUGUCUCACGUCACACAACCUGUGUCUCAUGUCACAUAACCUGUGUCUCACGUCUCACAACCUGUGUCUCAUGUCACAUAACUUGUGUCUCACGUCACAUAACCUGUGUCUCACGUCUCACAACCUGUGUCUCACGUCACAUAACCUGUGUCUCACGUCACAUAACCUGUGUCUCACGUCACACAACCUGUGUCUCACGUCACAUAACCUGUGUCUCACGUCUCACAACCUGUGUCUCACAGUUCCCAGUGGUCCGCAACCCUCGUAUCAGGGACCUCAAUCCACACCUCUCGGGCAUCAGUCAUCAUUGCACUUCCAACAACCAACAUCGGGCGGUCGGGUAGCCUAG